Messenger RNA from Hermetia illucens (black soldier fly), 2277 nucleotides. RefSeq names its product sodium-independent sulfate anion transporter-like. The coding region runs from base 212 to 2179 and encodes 655 amino acids. NCBI's taxonomy places the organism in Eukaryota, Metazoa, Arthropoda, Insecta, Diptera, Stratiomyidae. The record is from RefSeq and is a predicted model, not a curated record. Gene Ontology annotation, biological process: transmembrane transport. Gene Ontology annotation, molecular function: sulfate transmembrane transporter activity. The transcript has 9 exons. Gene Ontology annotation, cellular component: membrane.
CGAACUGGUGGACGCCAAUAGUUAUGUUCACAAUUGCUAUUGUUAGGCGUGAAUUGCUAGAAGUGGUAUCUUUUUUUGCAGAGGAAAAAAAAAAGUGUGAAGUAUCGUUACUAAAAGUGUUUCCCCGAAUAUGAAGAGCUUUAGAAGCUUUGGAAAUAAUUCCUUUAAAAAAGAUAUCAGUUAGGAGAUACUCUCCAGUCAAAAUUACGAGAUGCCAUCGAGCAGGGAUAAAGGUGAUAAAGGAGGAAACAGUGAAAAAGUUAUUUGUGAAAUGGAUCCUUCACGAAAUACGGAAGGUGUUGAGUUGCAACCCUGCGGAGUGGAUAAUAAGUGUUUUGUGCCUGAAGCCGAGGAAUUAAAACAACUCACAAAAAUUGCACCGAUCAAAGAUGACCCCAACCGCAUUACGUCACUUCAAAAACCUAAAAGGUAUCCAUGGAUAGUGGAGAAAAUCUAUAUCUUAACAUGGAUUAGGGAUUAUAACAGAGAACAAGCUGUUUCUGAUUUAAUAGCAGGAAUAACGCUCGGUUUAACCAUAAUUCCCCAAAGUUUAGCAUAUGCUGCCUUAGCAGGACUUCCUUCCCAAUAUGGUUUAUAUGCGGCAUUUAUGGGAUCUUUAAUUUACGUGUUCUUCGGUACAGUGAAGGAAGUAUCCAUUGGACCUACGAGUUUAAUGUCGCUUCUAAUCCUUCAGUACACAUUCCAUAAACCGCCUGAGUUUGCUGUCGUGCUGGGAUUCAUGGCUGGUUUGAUGGAGCUGUUGAUGGGGCUACUUAAAUUAGGAUUCAUUGUGGACUUCAUAUCAGCUCCGGUUACAAGUGCUUUCACCUCAGCAACUGCAAUAAUUAUCAUUGGAUCGCAGCUUAAAAAUCUCCUGGGGAUAAAAUAUGAGUCAAAAGGGUUUUUUGAUUCAAUUGUUGAACUUUGCAAGAGGAUUGGACGCACUUCGCUUGGCGAUAGUACCCUAGGCCUAAUUGUCAUUCUGUUUCUUCUGGGUUUAAGGCAAAUUACCAGGAUUCCAAUUAACACAGACAAUAAACGAGGAAAGUUAAUCAAGCGGGCUAUUUGGUACUUGAGUAUUUCACGGAACGCCUUGGCGGUUUUGAUUACCUCAGUCGUUGCUUACAAUUGGGCAGCUCACCCCCACAUCAAACUGCCGUUUGUCUUGUCAGCGCAUGUGGAACCAGGCAUACCCAGUUUUAAUCUACCACCAUUCCAUUUUACUCAUGGGAAUACGACAUAUACCUUCUUCCAUAUUAUCGGAGAACUAGGGUCUGGUAUUUUUGUAAUACCAGUUGUUGCAGUUCUGGCUAAUGUUGCAAUUGCUAAAGCAUUUGCUACUAGCGGAGUUAAUGCCACUCAGGAAAUGUUAGCUUUAGGAUUGUGUAACUUGAUUGGCUCCUUCUUCAAAUCAUCCCCAACUUGUGGAGCUUUUACUAGGUCAGCUGUUAGUCAAGCUAGUGGUGUACGUACCCCACUAGCAGGAGUCUAUUCAGGAACAAUGGUGUUACUUGCUCUCAGUUUGCUGACGCCUUACUUCCAUUUCAUUCCAAAGUCAACCUUAGCAGCAGUUUUGAUAUGUGCAGUCAUAUUCAUGAUCGACCUUCAAAUAGUUUGUAAAUUAUGGCGUGAAAGUAAGAGGGACUUAAUUGGGUGGUUCGCAUGUAUCAUACCUUGUUUGGUGCUAGGUGUCGAGAUUGGACUACUCUGCGGUGUCAUAGUUAACGUUUUCCACCUAGUGCUGCAAUGGUCAAGACCAAAAAUCGAAGUUCGACUAGAAGAGACCGAAAAUAUGCAAUAUAUUUAUGUUUUCACCGAAGCGGGCAUCUACUUCUCAGGCAUAGACUUCUUACGUGAAAAAAUUCUCGACGCAUGCAACGCAGCUAAUUUCAAAAUUCCCGUCGUCCUUGAUUGUAAGAAAGUUUCAGGGCUUGAUUUUACGGCCAUUCGCGGUCUUCAUAUUCUGGCAGAAGAUCUACAUAAAAAAGAUGUCCUGUUGAUUUUUACUAAUAUGGAGGAUACCUUACAAAACAAUAUUGAUACCGCAAAACAUGUGUCAAUCUGCACCAAGGAAUUUCCCUUGAAAGAAAUUCUCAUCCAGGAAAAUAUACAGAAAGGACGGUAUAGUUUCCAUUUGGGAUACACAAGCGUAGAACCAGAGGUUAAAGUGGAAAGUUGAAAUUGAACUAAAAAAGAAUUGAAGAAAAGAGAAUUUGUAAUUACCGUAUUAAGGAUAGCAUUACCACUUGUAAAUAAACAAACAGGACUAUAUAUUAU